GUUGAACUCGUACAAUCCUUCAUGCAGUUUCCCUUGGAUUUGGAUAGGUGCUCUAGUUUUUUGGUUGUUCACGACACAUAUAAAGGGUGAAAUUAAAAGAUUGCACGAUUAUGUCUAGCAAACUAGCUUACACCUCUGGAGUUUCAAUUCUUCCGGUGGGUUUUCUUUUGGGUUUUUUUCCUCUUGUGUGGUUCUCCCUCUUCUGAACACUAUUUGUUUUCUUCGCUGUGGAAGGUGAGAUUAUUUGUUCGCUAGGUCUCGCGAGUUGCAUGCGAGGACUAACAGUUUAGCACUAUUAAUUUCAUCCAGAGAGCUUCCUCCAUGCAGUUGGGUUCACAGUGAUGUGUUCCGUUUAAAUGUGCCCUAGAGAGUUUGGACAAUGUGCUUUGGAGAUGUAACUUUGCUACCGACACAUUUUUUGAUGACUUUCAGUGUUAAGUUGAACUGGCAGACCGUAACCUGGCUAAGACCAUAAGUUCAGAAGGAGGUUCCGCAUUACAAAGCUCUUCUUUUGAAAUGGCUUUGGCACUUUGUGGUGGAGAAAGACAGUUUGUGGAGACGGGUUAUUGCUGCCAUUUAUGGCGUGGAGUCUUUUGGGUGGCUGGCAAAGUCUGCAAAAGGUUCCUCUAUUGGGAGGCCUUGGAUAGAUAUUCAACGUCUUCGUAUUAGUGCUUGUUUGUCCGACAAUUGAGUGCUAUAACAACCAGUCAACAAAAUGGCCUACGAAUUGACUGAGCAAAAAAAAGUUGGACUUGGGCUGAUUGGUUUUGGCUUCUUUUUCACAUUUUUGGGUGUAAUCCUGUUCUUUGACAGGGGAUUGCUUGCUUUAGGAAAUAUAUUUUGGUUAACUGGAGUAGCACUUUUACUUGGUUGGCGUUCUACGUGGAAUCUUUUUACCAGUCGAGCAAAUUACAAGGGUUCUGCAUCUUUUCUUCUUGGGCUCUUCUUCAUUUUUGUUCGCUGGCCCAUAAUUGGAAUACUCUUCGAGAUAUUCGGCUGUUUCGUUCUCUUUGGUGGUUUCUGGCCCUCCAUCAAAGGAUUCUUGUACCAGAUUCCAGUUCUUGGGUGGAUACUUCCGUACCCCAUCAUGAUUCUUGAAAGCCUGUGGAGAGGAACUGGUUGAUCUUCAUCGCUUGAAACGAGCUAAUCUUACGUUCUAAUGACUGUUGACGACCCACUAAUUCGAUCAUUAAGACACUUUGUCUUCAGAGGGAAGAUUAUGAAGGUUAGUACAUUGAUUCUCAUUCUAGUUCUCUGAAAAAAUGACAUGGUGUAGUAGAAGAUUUUGGAUAUAACAUGUACAUAUGUACACUUCCCAUACUUUUUUGUUUUUGGUGCUGAAGACAGUGCAAUUCAGCAUUAACAUCAAUGCCAAUGGAUAUUUCCCUUUUUUGUGUGUUUGAAGUAAUAGAUUCAAACUGUAAGUUUAUACUCAA
Momordica charantia (bitter melon) is the source of this 1436-nucleotide messenger RNA. Its product is annotated as Got1/Sft2-like vescicle transport protein family. The record is from RefSeq and is a predicted model, not a curated record. Gene Ontology annotation, biological process: retrograde transport, endosome to Golgi; endoplasmic reticulum to Golgi vesicle-mediated transport. Lineage: Eukaryota; Viridiplantae; Streptophyta; Magnoliopsida; Cucurbitales; Cucurbitaceae.